UUUUUUCAUCCUUACAAGGUUGCGGUGGUAGACGCACUACCACCCUACUGCCAAGGCAGCCUGGAUCAUAUCACAGAACCUCGAUAGGGCCAGAGAUCAGAGAAGAGAAGAGAAGAGUUUGUUCCACCACACACCUACUGGAAACCUUAACAGCCAGGUGACACCACACACCUACUGGAGUUCUCAACAGCUAGGUGACAACCACAGCCACUGCCUUGACCACACAGAUCAUCUAGAGCUCUCCAGUUGACUGGCCCAGAGCUCCACUUGAAUCUUGGAUCUUGAACUUGAAAGCUCUCCAGUUGCAGGCCCAGAGCUCCAGCCUUGUACCCCAGAGACUCCCUGCACCACAGGGGGGGUCUACACACCACCAAGGUGCGGAUGGGUUUUGGUAAACCAGGGCCCUUCCUGGUGGGGUGACCGGGAUUCGAACCCAGGAUCUCUCGAAGCCUUAACGAAAUCGGCUUGAGUGUCUUAACCAUUUAGACGACCCCCCAGCCUGCUAAGCAGACGUCGGAGCAUGUGGUUCGGGAGGUGAUCAGCGAGCUGCGCAGGGUUCGUGGGCUAGGCCACGUGAGCGGGCACGCGAGGUCAUCAGCCCGCUCCACGUGGUUUUCAAGGCAGACGGCGACCUCCGGCCCAUCAUCGACCCCACCAAGUCCGGCGUCAACGCGUGCAUGGCCCCUCUUCCUUGCCCCCUUCCCACCCUAUCCACCAUCCUUCAGGACUUGCCCAGAGGCGGUGCCCUCGGCAAACGCGACGUCGCCUCCGCCUUCCACCACAUCAUCCUGGACCCAUCCGCCCGCCGCUACAUGGCCUUCCGCCACCCCGUCACCAACGCCAUCCAGCGGUGGGUGGUGCUGCCCUUCGGCGCAAGCCAAAGCCCCGCCAUCUGGGUGGAGCUGGCAACAGCGGCCUGCGCCAUUUUCCAGGCCGAGUGCGACUGUCGCGGCCUCAACAUCAAGAUCCACGUCUAUGCCGACGACUUCAUGCUGCUGGGCGCCACGCACGCCGACAUCACGGCGGCGUUUGAGGUGAUGGACACUCUGGGAGCGGAGCUAGGCCUUGAGUGGAAGGCGUCCAAGGACGUAGGCCGGGACCAGCACCUGCAGCAGCUAGAUUUCUUGGGCAUGUGUUUCGACACCGUGCGGAUGGAGAUGCGUAUCUCACCUGAGAAACGAGCUCGCUACGCCUCCGCCGCACAAGACCUCCUCGCCGCCGCCGGAGUGGGCCCCGUCAGCACUACCGACCUACUGUCCGUAACCGGCAAACUGGCCUUCAUCGCCCAAGCUUGCCGAUGGGGACCGUCCUUCCUGCAAGGGCUGUACGACUCCGUCCCACCGCCGUCACACCGUCCGUCCCGCCGCACCACCAUCACCACCGAGGGCAUUGACGACCUGCGCUUCUGGUGCGACCUCCUUGACUCCUCCACCUCGCCUUGGGACGGUGUCCGCCGAUGCGUCGUUGCAGACCUGGACGUGGUAUUGGGGGAAUAUCAGGGCCCCGGAGGGGCGGUGGUCUACACCGACGCCAGCGCGGCGGGAUUCGGCGCAGUUUGGGAGCAGGCGGAGCUACAGGGUGGUUGGCAGCCGGACGAGCGGGGCGUCCACAUUGCGUGGCUAGAGCUGAAAGCCAUCGUGCGCGCCCUACAGUCAUGGGCGCCGCGCCUGGCAGGCCGGCGGGUGCUGGUGAGGUGCGACAACACGCAGGCAGUAGCGGCGCUGAACAGAGGUUCCACCCGCGUGCGUGACGGCCGCGGCCUCAUGAGGCAGGUGGCCGCGUUGGCGCUGCAGCACGAUUUCCAGCUGCGGGCACUGCACAUCGCGGGAGUGGACAACGGUCGUGCGGAUCGGCUCAGCCGGCAGCUGGCGGCGGCGGAGGAGCAGAACCUGUCGCUGGUGCACAGCGUGUACCGCCAGGCAUGCCGCCGCGCCCGCCUGGAGCCGGAGGUGGAUUGUUGUUGCGACGUCCUGGGCCUGAACCGUCAGCCCGGCUGCCAUACCUUCUUCAGCCCUGCAGCGUCAGUGCUGGACCACGCGGAGCAGCUAGCGGGGCGCGCCGUGUGGGCCUUCCCGCCACACAGCAUCGCGGGGGAAGUUUUGGGCCUUCUGGCGGGCUUGAGGGACACGGGCACACGGGCGCUAGUGCUGGUGCCGGACUGGCGGGACCGGGGCUGGUACCGGGUGUGGUUGGCGGCAGCUGCAUAUCCUGGCGGCGUGUUCGUGUGCCGGCGCUGCCUGCUGGCCGAGGCUCAGCUGGGCGGCAUUCCGGACGCAGCGCUGGAGGAAUUGGCCGCAAAGGCGGUGGCGGCGGCAGGCAACGCAGUCGCCGACUCCUCGGCGGAGACGUACCUCUCCCACCGCCGCCGCCUGACGCAGUUCGCGGAGCAGGUGCUACGGCUCCCGGCGCAGCAGGUGUUCCCUCGGGGCCCGGGCGCGGACAUCAACCGCGCCCACGUCUGCCUGUUCCUGGCUUGGGCAGUGCGCCGCUACGCCAUCAGCACCAUCAACGGGUCUACGGCGGAGCGGGCGCAGGACUCCUGCUGGCUGGUGCUCGGCUUCUUCGGCAUGCUACGGCGCAGUGAGCUGGCAGGGCUUCAGCUGCGAGACGUGCGGGAGGUGCCCGGCGGCGGAGUGGAGCUUUUCAUCCGGCGCAGCAAGACAGAUCAGCGGGGAUGCGGGGCAGCGGGCGGGCGCGGCUUUACCCCCCACAUCUCUUCGGCGCCCGCCCCGUGCGGCCAUGGGUUUGAGAACUAGGGAGGGGGUGUGGGGGGUAGUGCGAGAAGGAGGGGGGAUAGACGUGUGGCGUAGUUUGCAGUGUGGCGGUGAGCAGUAAAGCAGUUACGGAUGGGCUGGGGGUUGAGAAGAGCAGUCGGUACAGGUUGGGAGAGAGACACGAACCCAGACAGGAUAUGGCCGAGCUGAGGCCACUAGCGGCUUCAAGCCUUACUUGUGAAAUGUUGACGUGGACGCGUGAUCGUGCCUCAACGCUGUCUUUAACCUCAGGCCA
Molecule: messenger RNA, 3009 nt
Organism: Chlamydomonas reinhardtii
Lineage: Eukaryota; Viridiplantae; Chlorophyta; Chlorophyceae; Chlamydomonadales; Chlamydomonadaceae
Exons: 4
Coding region: 678-2756 (692 amino acids)
Biological process (GO): DNA integration; DNA recombination
Molecular function (GO): DNA binding
Source: RefSeq, a predicted model, not a curated record